This is a messenger RNA of Gastrolobium bilobum, 1275 nucleotides long. Its product is annotated as lysine histidine transporter-like 2. NCBI's taxonomy places the organism in Eukaryota, Viridiplantae, Streptophyta, Magnoliopsida, Fabales, Fabaceae. Bases 79 to 1275 code for a protein of 398 amino acids. Gene Ontology annotation, cellular component: plasma membrane. The record is from RefSeq and is a predicted model, not a curated record. The transcript has 7 exons.
GCCAUUGAUGAUUGGCUUCCUGUCACUGCCUCCAGAAAUGCUAAAUGGUGGUAUUCAGCUUUCCACAAUCUCACUGCCAUGGUUGGUGCUGGUGUCCUCACCCUUCCUUAUGCCAUGUCAAAGAUGGGCUGGGGUCCGGGCUCAGUUGUCUUGGUGUUGUCAUGGAUCAUCACUUUGUUCACGCUAUGGCAAAUGGUUGAGAUGCAUGAAAUGGUGCCUGACGUGAGAUUCGACAGGUAUCAUGAGUUAGGACAACAUGCCUUUGGUAAGAAGCUGGGUCUUUGGAUCGUGGUUCCCCAACAGUUACUUGUUGAGGUCGGCACGUGCAUUGCAUAUAUGGUCACUGGAGGCAAAUCACUGAAGAAGUUUCAUGAUACUGUUUGCCCCUCUUGUAAAGACAUCAGGACUUCCUACUGGAUUGUUAUCUUCGCUUCUGUUAACUUUGUUCUUUGUCAAUGUCCCAGCUUCAACUCUAUUUCUGCUAUCUCUUUAGCUGCUGCUGUCAUGUCCAUCGCUUACUCAACCAUAGCUUGGGUGGCCACCAUUAAAAAUGGAGUUCUACCAAAUGUGGACUAUGGCUACAAUGCCAAGAGCACUGCAGAUGGUGUAUUCAACUUCAUGACUGCAUUGGGAGAGAUAGCAUUCUCUUAUGCAGGUCACAAUGUGGUUCUGGAAAUCCAGGCAACAAUACCCUCUUCUCCUGAGAAGCCUUCCAAAAAAGCAAUGUGGAAAGGAGUUAUUGUUGCAUAUAUGGGAGUGGCCUUUUGCUACUUUCCUGUUGCCUUCAUUGGAUACUAUGUAUAUGGAAACUCUGUUGAUGACAACAUCCUCAUCACACUUGAGCAUCCCACUUGGCUUAUUGCUGCUGCUAACAUGUUUGUUAUUGUCCAUGUUAUUGGAGGCUACCAGGUAUUUUCAAUGCCAGUGUUCGAUAUGAUGGAAACAUACUUGGUGAAGCAGUUAAAGCUUCCUCCUUGUUUUACACUCCGUUUAGUUGCACGUACUGUAUUUGUAGCAUUGACAAUGAUAAUUGGCAUAUGCAUCCCGUUCUUUGGUUCUCUUCUUGGAUUUCUUGGAGGAUUUGCCUUUGCCCCAACAUCAUACUUUCUGCCAUGUAUAAUAUGGCUUAAACUCUACAAACCCAAGAGAUUUGGCUUGUCUUGGACAAUCAAUUGGAUCUGCAUUGUGCUUGGGGUAUUGUUGAUGACACUAUCCCCAAUUGGUUCAUUAAGAAACAUCAUCGUUUCUGCUAAGAACUACAAAUUCUUCUCGUGA